AAAGAAAAAAGAUCACACCUUUUCACGCAAAAACAAAAACCCAUAUUUCUCUCUCCAAAGAAAGAGAGAGUGAGAGAGUGUGAGGAGAGAGAAACACACACAUUCUCUCACACUCUCUAGCUUGCUCCUUGUUUUUAUUCUACUUCUUGGUUGGCCUCGAAAACAACUCUUGUCCUAGUCUUUUAUUUUCUUGAAAACCCCUUUUGUUUAGGAUCACUUUUCUUCAUAUGUUCUGUGUUUGGUCCUACACUCAGCUCUGGUAUCUGAAUUAGGGAUUGAGGAAAAUGGGGUUAAGUCAUGAUGCUGCCAAAAUGGGAACCGUGGUUGCGAAAGAAUCAAACCAAAGGAAGGAUGCAGCAAAGGAAAUAGAUGAGGAUGAUGCGGUGAAUGCUCGUUGUUGGUUUAAAUUUAGGUUGUUUGGAAGGUGCUCAGCUUCAAGGUCCAAAAUAGAUAGCUCAGUAAAUGGAGGCACCAUACAAAGCGAAGAAAACAAAGCUAAAAAUGAUACAUGUAAAGAACAACCAGUUGUUCCUGUUAUGUCCUCAUCCACAACCAGCAAUGCUGGAAGUACUCCAUCCACUCCUAACUUAAGUGAGGAAUUGAAGAUCUCCUCUAAACUUCGAAAAUUCUCUUUCAGUGAACUUAAGUCAGCUACAAGGAAUUUCAGACCCGAGAGUCUACUUGGUGAGGGUGGUUUCGGCUGUGUUUUCAAAGGUUGGAUCAACGAACAUGGAACCACGCCUGUAAGACCAGGCACAGGGCUUACUGUUGCUGUAAAAACCCUAAAUAAUAAUGGGUUGCAGGGUCACAAGGAGUGGCUGGCUGAAGUGAACUUUCUUGGUGACCUCCUUCAUCCUAAUUUGGUCAAGUUGAAUGGCUAUUGCAUUGAGGAUGAUAAAAGGCUACUUGUAUAUGAGUUUAUGCCGCGAGGAAGCUUGGAGAAUCACCUGUUUAGAAGAUCCCUACCUCUUCCUUGGCCAGUGAGGAUGAAGAUUGCUCUUGGUGCAGCAACUGGCCUUGCUUUUCUUCAUGAGGAGGCUGAGAGGCCAGUUAUAUAUAGAGACUUUAAAUCAUCGAACAUCUUGCUGGAUGCAGAUUACAAUGCCAAACUUUCUGAUUUUGGACUAGCCAAAGAUGGUCCAGAUGGUGAUAAUACCCAUGUUUCUACUCGGGUGAUGGGAACUUAUGGCUAUGCAGCUCCGGAAUAUGUCAUGACAGGACAUUUGACUUCAAAGAGUGAUGUCUACAGCUUUGGUGUUGUUCUGCUUGAAAUGUUAACUGGGCGAAGAUCCAUGGACAAACACCGACCAAACGGGGAACAUAACUUGGUAGAGUGGGCAAGACCUUGCCUAGUAGACAGGAGAAAGUUUUAUAAACUUGUAGAUCCUCGCCUCAAUGGUCGCUUUUCAUUGAAAGGUGCGCAGAAGACUGUUCAAUUGGCUGCCCAUUGCCUUAGUCGUGACCCUAAAACAAGACCUCUGAUGAGUGAAGUUGUUCAGAUUCUAAAGCCUCUACCCGAUCUCAAGGACAUGGCAUGUUCUUCCUCCUACUUUCAGGGCAUGCAGGCUGAUCGAGGCGGCGUCAACCCAAAUGCCAGAAAUGGCAAUAGGUCACAGGCAGGUUUGGUGCCCAAGAAUAAGCAAGUUAAUCGGAGCCUCACCAUUCCAAAUGGACAGAAUGCAUCUCCAUAUCACCAAAACUAUUCUCUUCGGUCACCAAAACCUCCUAGGCUAUCAGAGGAAUAAUGAUUUUAUGCUUACCAUUUUUGUAAGUCUGUUAUACACAGUCAUCCCCGAGAAAAUGGAAACGAUUCCUCAAAGCUUAAACUUGCAGUGUAGCUUUUGGAAUCAAUAUAUUUUUCUUCUGGGUGAUGGAAGGUUGUUUUUUGUUUGGGUAAAAAGAUCCUUUGUCGGGAUAUUAAAACCGGUAUACUUUGUGUUUAGCACCUUUGGUUUGGACAUAAGGUUUUGGUUAAAGACAAUUUAUCUUUGGAGUA
Daucus carota subsp. sativus is the source of this 1996-nucleotide messenger RNA. RefSeq names its product serine/threonine-protein kinase PBL34. The transcript is spliced from 7 exons. The record is from RefSeq and is a predicted model, not a curated record. The coding region runs from base 285 to 1745 and encodes 486 amino acids. Gene Ontology annotation, biological process: protein phosphorylation. Gene Ontology annotation, molecular function: ATP binding; protein kinase activity. Lineage: Eukaryota; Viridiplantae; Streptophyta; Magnoliopsida; Apiales; Apiaceae.